AUGUCCGAGCUUGAGCAGCAAACAGACGAACUCCAACAGCAAUUGAGAUCUUCUAGUCAGUCGGAGCCAGCAUUUCCCGAGCGGUCCUGGAAGUCUGUAAACACUGUGAACGUGAACGUCAGUCAUACUGCCGAAGCAGAAAGUCGCUUGGCAUCCGUGGCACCAUUCUUUCGGGGUGCGACCAUUGCACCAACGUCCUUCCGGUCCCUAUCUCAUGCUGUGGAGAGUCUACAGACACCUGAGAGUCUUACGCACGACCCGCAACCUUUGCUCACUUUACCGCGGAAUCUGGAUGGACAAACCAUUAGCUCCAGGGAUAUUGAUGAGCUUUUUCAAACGUAUUUUCGAGAUUAUGCCAACUUCAUGCCUAUUCUUGACCCUUCAAUGAGCCCGAAUGCAUACUAUGCUCUUUCACCAUUCUUGUUCUGGACCAUUGUCGGUGUCGCUUGUCGGUCGUAUCCUAGAAAUCCAACCCUAUUGGGCUUCUUGCCAGCGAAGAUCCACAAUAUGGCUCUGCUCACGCUCAAUGCUACGGUCACUCUACAGGUGGUGCAAGGCCUACUUCUUGUACUCUGUUGGCCAUUUCCAAAGUCAAGCACUGGUCAUGACUUAAACUAUCCUCUGGCGGGUGCGCUUGUUCACAUGGCUACGCAAAUGGGUCUUCACCUCCCAGUAUCCAGCCAGGAGUUCAGUAGGGUUCGUCUCAAACUAGAUGACGAUGAGAUCAAAAGACGUGCUGAGACUUGGGGCUAUUGCCAACUGAUAUACAUGCGGUCAUGCUUCUCAAAAGGCAACCCCAUCUCGGCCAUCUUUGACAUCCCUCAUGAAUCUGAACAGAAACGAAUUCUUUACGAGAAAAUGCCAGCAGGUCUGAAAUUUGAACUUAAGCUUCAAGACGUUGUCACUAGAUGCUGUACUGCAGUGUCUCAGAAUGGCCUUCGCGUUAUGAGCCUUGAUCAAGAGAGAUCUCUAGACACUCUGUUGGCUUUGUUCCAAGCUCAAAUUGCCACAAUCAGCCUAGAUCAUCCAUCAAUCAACGACCAAUUCUAUGUACGAGUAGCUGCACUUAGUGUGCAGUGCUUCGUCCUUUUCAAGUCUCCCCCAUCACAGGAUCCGCAGUCUCUAUACAAUUUGUGUGUUGCUGCGUGUCAAGUGGUCGAAUCAUUCGAGAUCUUGGAAAAGAGCGGCACAAUGAAUCUACCAGCAUCGGGCCUUUUUGCAUACCUGAACAUUAUGCUGCCAUGUCACAUCUUGCUAAGGCUGCUCAAGACCUCCUUCUCCACCUUCAUCGAUAUCGAAAGAGCGAAAGCAGCACUGUUCCUCGGCAUCAGCCUUCACAAGCGCAUGUCUUUGCAAAACGAUGAUCUACCAGCCAGAAACGGUGCAAUCCUUACCAAUCUGUGGAACAGCAACCAAGCUUUCAAGAAGCCAAACGGCUCCGAGGCUGUGGCGUUACGAGUUCGCAGCCGCCUGGUGGGAAGCAUUCUCCUUGAUGGUUUUCUCUGGUGUAGGGAGGAGCAUGGUAAUGCAAUUGGGGUUUAUGCUCCGCCAUUGACUGAUCGUACCGAUGAAACCCAGAGACAUGACGAGGCAACUGGACUACCACUAAGCAACGCGUUGACAAGUAACUUGAUGAAGCAAGACUUUUCCAGCUUCCUGGAUGACCCAAUGCUAAUCGAGUUUGGCUGGUCUAUUGGUGACGACAUCUUCUCUCCUGCAUGGGCAGAUGGAACCAUUGCUCCCAUCUAA
This is a messenger RNA of Exophiala bonariae, 1749 nucleotides long. RefSeq lists its product as uncharacterized. The transcript is spliced from 5 exons. Gene Ontology annotation, biological process: regulation of DNA-templated transcription; DNA-templated transcription. The record is from RefSeq and is a predicted model, not a curated record. Gene Ontology annotation, cellular component: nucleus. Gene Ontology annotation, molecular function: DNA-binding transcription factor activity, RNA polymerase II-specific; transcription cis-regulatory region binding; zinc ion binding. The coding region runs from base 1 to 1749 and encodes 582 amino acids. Lineage: Eukaryota; Fungi; Ascomycota; Eurotiomycetes; Chaetothyriales; Herpotrichiellaceae.